GCCGGUGCGAAGCCGGGCUUUUCUCGUCCCCGGAAGCGCUAGGUCCCUUCCCUUCCCAGCGCUGUGACACGGAGGAAUCGGGACGCUCUAGGCGCCACUACCACCACCAUGGUUCCAGCCGUCCGCGCCGCACGUAAGGCUACGUGGUGAGACCGGGCCGAGCAACUGGCCCCACAGUCCGUAGCCGGCUACAGGUUCGCCCCUCCCUGGGCUGGCCAGGUGUCGGGAGGAGGAAGGGAGGAUGGGGCGGGGGGACUAUGAGUUGCUAUGGUUAUAGAAGUUCUCCCUGACUGCACCUUGGACCCCGACCCCGCAGGCCCCGCCCCCGACCUCCACACUUCCCCUUCCCAUGGCUUGGACACACGUGGAAACUGUUGGGGGAAGGAGGCAGCCGCCGUGCUGAAACUGGAGGCCGGAGCCCUGGAGCCCUGGCCAUGGCUGGCCAGUUCCGCAGCUACGUGUGGGACCCCAUCCUGAUUGUCUCCCAGAUCGUCCUCAUGCAAAACGUCUACUACGGCUCCUUGGGUCUGUGGUUGGCGCUGGUGGACAGCCUGGUGCAGAGCAGCCCCUCUCUGGACCAGAUGUUCAGCCCCGAGAUACUGGGUUUUUCCACUCCUCCUGGCCGUCUCUCCAUGAUGGCCUUCAUUCUUAAUGCUCUUACCUGUGCCCUUGGUUUGUUAUACUUCAUCCGUCGAGGGAAACAGUGUUUGGACUUCACUGUCACAGUUCAUUUCUUCCACCUCCUGGGAUGCUGGAUCUACAGUUCCCAUUUCCCCUCAUCACUGACCUGGUGGCUGGUGCAUGCUGUUUGUAUUGCCCUGAUGGCUGUGAUUGGGGAGUACCUCUGUAUGAGGACGGAGCUCAAGGAGAUCCCCCUUAACUCUACUCCCAAGUCCAAUGUCUAGGAGUAACUCAUUGCUGUCACCAAGAGGACUUGGCCAAUGAAAGUUGACAUUGGAGUGGUUGAAGCAGGUUCCAGCAGUCAGCUCUGGGGCAGUCAAUUGGCAUAAGCUGAGGCAUUGGUGUCUGCAGGGAAGAAAUACAUCAAGAAGAAAAUCUUUCAUAUGGACAAGGACAGAGUGAAAGAAGCAAGCAAAAAAUGGGAGAUGUCUCAUUCUUUCCACUAUUAUCAUUUUUUUUUUAAAGAAAAAAAUCAAGAAACUCUGAUUGGAGUAAAUCACCUGCCUGGCUAUUCAUUCUGCCAACUUGGGAAAGAUAUAAUUUCUCAAAUUUUGCUGGAUCAAAGAAGAUCAUUUUGGGGCAAUACAUUUUUGUGGUUGGAGGCAGGGGUCAUAAAUGGUCUAGUAAUCAAGGCGGACAGAGGCACUGAAUGCUAGUGAAGCCCAAAGCCUGUUUCCCUGAAACACACAUAUUGGCCAGUGACCUUCCUUUGGUUACCUCUUCUCUGUCCUGUCCCUGACUCCUGGUUCUUGUGAGAGAUAGCUUAUAUGACCCUAGGGAGUAUAGGCAGACAGUUACUCCCUCCUUUCCUUGGAACUAUAAUACAAUGGGAAUUACUCAGUGAAGGGACAAGUCCAUUGUUCUACCCAUCCAGGGUUUUUCUCUUACCAAUUGGGGAUGAUGUGGUGAGGAAAAGGAGGAGGUAGUGCUUUGCUGUCCAGAUGUGCUUUUGGGGAGGGAUUUCCUAGUGGAGUGCCUAACAGCUCCUUGACUUCCUUUGUAUAUAAAUACAGUAUUUUCCACUUCUCCCUGUGCUGACUGUGUUUCUAUUGGGAACUAUUGGAAAGAGGUUCUUAACAAAGAUAAAGGCAUUCUUUCCCUUCCAGAGUUGUAGGAGCAACCUUUCUAUUGUACUAGCAGAGCAGCAUGGUAGAGUAGGAAGAGCAGGGAAACUAGAGUGAAGAUAAAGAGUUCCAAAGUCCUGAUUUGAAAACUCACUCAGCCACAUGACUGAGAGCCAUUCUUUUCCUCUCUUGUAAUCUUCAGUUUCUUUUUUGUAAAAUAGGGAUAAUAAUAGUGGUCCAAUCUGAGUCACUGCCCUAUUAUAAUGACUGCAUUUUGUUAAGCCUUAAAGUGCUAUCGCAAUGAAUUAGUAAUAAAUUUGUAGGAACUAAUUAUUUUGGUGAAGGAGUGCUGAACCAGGCAUCAGGCAACCAUGCUUCUAGUUCUGGCUAAGUCAGCAGCUAAUUGAGCCAGUAGCUUCCCCUUUCCAAGCUUCAGUUCCUUCAUCUGUCAAAUGAGAAGGUCAGACUAGAUGUCUUGAAGUUUCUGUCCUGUUAUAACAUUUCAAGAUUCAGAUAUUCCUUUCCUUGUAUUACCAUACAAAUCUACUCUACUUCCCCUUCCAGGUUUUAAGAGAAGUAUCUUAGAAACUGAGUUGAGAGAUACCACUAUCGCCUCCUGAUCAUUUUCUAGCCCAGGUGACAAUGGUGUUAAGGUCUAUAUUCCCUGUUCCACAUUUGCCUGGCAUCUGUUUUGAUGCUGAGUUUUGUAAUUAUUGCUUUUUUUGUGGAAAAGUGGUAUGAGGCAGAAACCUUGCCAAAAGAUCUACUAUAAAAUGCCAGAUUUUUCCACAUUAGUAGUUUCGGAGCUGGGAAGGAAAUGUAGAUUUGACUUUAAGAAGUCAUUGGAUUUCCCAUGCUUCUCUGGAUUUUAAUCUUGUAAGGGAAAAGUUAAAGGCUGACUAUGUUCAAAUUUUUAAAGGCAAAUAAAUGCUUGGGUGGAAAAACAUUAAGAAAGGGUAAAGAUUGGAAUAUGAGGGAAGUCUAAAAGGUUAUAAUUUUGCCAUAAAGAAUGGGAGAGAGUGAAUUUAUUAAGCUUUAAAUUUUCAAGAGGAACCUGAUACAGGUUUUUUUGUGUUUUGGAAGGGAACCCACCUCCCUACUUCGGGCAUGAAUUCUCUUUAUGAUAGUCCCAGCAGGCAGAAGACCAAAUUUUCUUGUCCUAGUUAAGUCCCUCAUCUUAAAAGGGGAUUUGGGUAACCUCUUAGGAUAGUAUGAGAAGAGAAGGCAGCAGAAGAGAACUCACUUUUCCCUUUGCUUAAAUUGAUUUGAAAUAUGAUUUCCUGUAUAGUGGAACUUAAAUAAUAACUUAAGAGAAAGAAGGCACCUCUGAUAUUUUCUUCACAGGCCUAUUGUGAAGCUUAGCUUUCCUUAGAAGCUUGCUUUGCAAGCCUUAAAGCAGUAUUUACAUGACAAAUUAUAUGUCUUGGCAAUGUCUUUUAAGAGUUAUUGAAUAUUUGAGAAGUUAUGAUGGAAAAGCAAAUAGAAGCUCUGGGUACUGCUGUUUACUGUACUGUGAGACCUGAGCAAAUCAACUGCCCUCAUUGGGCUUCCUCAUCUGUAAAACAAGGAUAAUGCUUAAUAUGCUAAUAUAAUUCAAAUAGACUUGUAAGACAA
Molecule: messenger RNA, 3359 nt
Organism: Sarcophilus harrisii (Tasmanian devil)
Lineage: Eukaryota; Metazoa; Chordata; Mammalia; Dasyuromorphia; Dasyuridae
Gene: SYS1
Product: SYS1 golgi trafficking protein
Exons: 4
Coding region: 435-905 (156 amino acids)
Biological process (GO): Golgi to plasma membrane protein transport; Golgi to endosome transport; protein localization to Golgi apparatus
Cellular component (GO): trans-Golgi network; Golgi membrane
Source: RefSeq, a predicted model, not a curated record